Owenia fusiformis is the source of this 4362-nucleotide messenger RNA. Lineage: Eukaryota; Metazoa; Annelida; Polychaeta; Sabellida; Oweniidae. The record is from the annotation of a GenBank genome assembly.
AAAAAAAAGAAAACGGAUACCACUUCCGCCUUACUACAUUUUUAAAGUAUAAAAUUUUAUCGAUUUUCAUCGUCUGUCUGUAUAGGGCAAUGGCUGGAGAUAUAGUUGGCAAUGUAAAAUGAACUAACAAUGCAUGAACUAUUUGCAAAAGUAUUAGCUGAAAAAGAUCUGUCAAAGGCAGGAGAUUUGUUUUCUCUGGAGGACAAGGACAUCAAUGAUGAUUUGGGAGAUGUGCUGGUAAAGAUCCAGGAGAUAGCAGAUACACCCGGCUAUAUAGACAAUGACAAUGAUCAAAGUGUAGUGGAGAUAUGUAUCACCAGAGUCACAUCAGCAAUAAGGGAGAUGCGUACCAUAGAGCAGCACAUAGAAUCACUAGUAGGAUGCCUUGAGUCGUGUCUUAAACACGAGCUCAAGCCACCCACUAAGGAUGAAGACACCCCUCAUGCCAAAAUUGCUUCAGACAUAAUGAGCUGCAUUUUCUUGAACUACAAUCGUAAGCUGGUAAUGUCUAAAGCAAUUCCAACUGCAGUAAGGUUUCUACAGGAAGGAAGCAGGGACUUGAGUCGCAAUAUGUCCAGCUAUCUCUCCCUGGCUGCCAUUGACAAUGCAGAACUUCUCUCCCCACAUCUGGAGCCAAUCAUCAACAGUAUUAUACAAGGUAACAAAGCAUUGACACGAGUUCUGCCCCAAAUAUAUGGUGAUAACAAGGGACCAAUUAAUAGACAUAUUGGUGACCUUGUUGCAAUACUGGAUGACUGCGAGACUUCAGAGAGAACCAGUCUUCUACAGCUCUAUGGACUCAUAGCUAAACACAAACCUUCAUUGUUGGAAUCCUACAUCACCCAACUAUGUGUUGCUCUAAAAUCUUCUUCCACAUCAAAUAUGGUGCUACAAAUAUUUGUUGACAUGGCAACAACCAAUGGUGAGCCAUUUGUCAGUCACAUGAUCACGUUACAAGAUGUUGCUUCCCAGCAGCCCCAGGUGCUAAGCUUAGUUGCAAGGAUUGUUGGACAGACAGGAAAACUGAACAAGAUGCAAGCCAAUGAGUCCAUCAAUUACCUGGUGUCUCAGUUAUCUGGUUCUGACCAGAACACACUCCCCAUUCUCCUAAAAGAGCUUGCUAAUGUGUCAAGUAAUCACCCAGAGAUGCUACACAGUCACCUCUCUGAGAUCAGUUUGUAUUCGGAGAGCAGCUCAGCAGCUACAAGAGUCCUUGUGCAACAACUUAAAGAUUCAGCUCUCACCACGUCAUCCGGUGGCAAGGAGAUGAAAUCUACAAGUUGCCAGACAGAUGGUACAGUUACAGUUAUUACAGUGGGUAAUCCCCCUCCUGCCAAUGCUUGGGUAGCCUCUUUGGGGAGUACCACCUCUGAUGUCGCAGUUGGGCAGCAACCAUCAGCCCCAUCUAUGGUGAACAGUACACAGCAGACCACACAGACUCCACCUGUAAUGCAUAUUAGCAUGAACAUUCCACAAAAUACAAUGCUUCAACCUCACAAUGGAGGAUUCGUGCCUCACAACACAGGCCAAGCACCUCGCAAUGCAAACAGUUUGCCACACAAUGCAGUCACUUCCUCUCACAAUCAGCCCACAAGACCCCAUGUCUACACACGAUCCCCUAACCACCGGGAUAAACGACAAAGUAAUCCUAAUAUCUACCAUAGAAGCAACUCAAACAGUAAUAUUGCCAAACGUAUGCCCAGACCUUCAAGCACUGGACCCGAACUGAGACACAGAAUAGACAGGCCCCACAUAGAGCGACCACACAGCGUCAUGACAACUACAAGUACACACUCAGCAGGCAGCUCAUCCACCAAUCAUAGUGCAGUUGACCCAGUUCUGCAUUUCUGUGAGAGGCAUAUGGAUAAGAUUCGUAAUUACAUCAGUCAUGUAUCUGCCCGCAUUCCUGAGCCAGUAGUGUGUGUAGUAGAAGAAAACAAACACCACAAGCGAUAUUUGAAAUUGAGUUUCAACUGUUCAAUGUCACGGCCUGAGUGUCUUUACAGCCAAAAUUAUUUCAUCAUGAGGAGCAAACUGCCAAAACUCUGGAUACAUCUGAAGUUUCUCGCUCUACAGGCAAGCGCUGAAAGGGCUCUAAGUAGGGACCAUGCUGAGGUGCAUACAUUAAAGCGAAGCUGGGAUGCUUUGAAAACUGAUGGGAGUAACACAUUCACACGUGUUGUAACUGCAGCAUUUCCUUCGCUUAAGGACCAAGAACUGCUGAUCCAAGAAUUAAAUCAUGAGAGAUUCUUCGAUGUGUUUGAGUAUGGAGGUAUUGAACUUAAAAUCUGGGGCUGUUUUAUCUGUAACCACCCUCAGAAGUAUACUGACUUGCUCCAGGAUGGUAACCCAGUUAUAGAGGGCCAAUUGAAAGAGAAGAGAGGAAAGUGGAAGUUUCUCAAGAGAUGGAAGACGAGAUACUUUACAUUGUCAGGGGCAACCAUGACCUACAACAAAAAAGAUUCAAAAAAAGAGACAUUUCCAGUUCGAGAGAUCAAAACUGUCAAAGCAGUAUGUAAAGGUACCAGAGACAUUCCACGUGCUUUUGAAAUCUUCACGCAUGACAACACGCAAUAUGUUUUUAAACCAAAAGAUGGAAAGAAUGCCCAAGAUUGGGUACAGUGUUUGAACAUUGCUGUGGCUCGAUCACAGAAGCCUCGCAGUAAGGAAGCAGAAUUACGAGAGAGUUCUCAACCUGAUACGACAAGAUCACAACGAAGGGAGCAACAGACUAAGUUGUAGUUUAAUAAAUGGUCUAAUAAAUAUUAUUUCAGAACACCCAAGUUAAAAAACUGAGCAUCUUUGAGGUGGGCUUUGGGAUCCUUAGUUUUCAGAUAUCAAUGUGGGGCAACACCAGGGGGUGCCACUGUCUUUCAAAUGCAAUGAUACUGUAUAUUUAGUUGAAUCAUUUCAAAUUGUAGAUUUAUCGGCUUGUCUGCUACUUGUAACAUAUAUGUAUAUUUGUUUUAUAUUAAAAAACGUAAGCAAAUAAUGAGAGCUAUAUAUAUGUAUUUAUCCAACUGAUAGGGAUAUACGUAAAUUGGGAGUGUACCAUGUUUGACGACACCUGGAAUUAUUUACCAUAUGCUCUCAGAUGUCCGUUGUUUACUUAUAUGUUUCGACAAAAAGAUCACCAAAAUAUAACAUGAUUCGACUUUUGUCAGGUGAAUCAAUUUAAAGUCUUUCAAGACCUCACACUCAUAUUUGAUUUGCUUGAAUGUAAAAUGCAAUGGCAUCUUACACUGGAAAAGUAGCAUUAUCUUCCAGAUCUUGCAAUAAGCUUUUGCAAACUUAAAUAUUGAAGUCAAUUAUUUUUCAUAAUAAUAAUUUAAAAUGUAGUUGGGAUACAUUAUUUACAAUCCCAUCUAUUUUCCAAAAAAAAAAGAAAGAAAGCUAGAUAGACAGGUUGAAAUAAAUUGUCUUAAAUAUUGAUUUAUUCUCUAUUAUACCCCUACCCUCAAGUGCAGUACACCUAAAAAAGGGAUAUGAUAUUUAUCAUCUUUAUCUAGAUUCAAGACUGUAGAAGAAGUUCAGUUUAUCAGUUAUACAAUACUGUGACACAUAACUACUUGUUGAUUCUGCCAUAAUUAGCUUUUAAAGAAUUAUUGCUGUCUCAUAAGUUUUGCACUAAAUUUUACAAUAUUGAUUGUGUAUAAUGUAAUGUAUGCGUGGUAUCAGUUCCUACAAAUUUGAAAAAAUCAGUGGCACUAUUUUUGAAUUUUCACAUUCAAAUGAGUAUGUAAUUUGUUUAAUCAAUUGUGUGUAGAAUGAGUGCGAAACUUUUGAGAUAUCCCCUUAGUCAAUGAGAUAAAUUCAAUGUAGCACUCAUUAUUUCCAUUCCUCAUUAUUUUCUUGGGGCUGUUGCUAAACUACUGUGCAGUAUACAUGUACAUACAUUUAUUGUACUUUAUUGUAAAAUUGUAUUUCAUGAUAUGAUAUUAACAAAGACAAUGGAAUGACAUUUGUAAUUAGCUGUUUAUACAUACAUAUUUUAUAAAGAAUCUUCAUGAAGCUAAAUAACAAAGAGAUCGAUCAGUUUUAUUUUACAAAUGGUUCGUUUUAUAUGAUGAAAGGGUUAUUUAAUUGGGACGUCUGGAGGUUUAAAGCACAUGUGCUUAUAAAUACAUGUGUAUAUGUAUUAUGUAUUCCAAAGGAUAAAUCCUAUCCAAAACUGGCUAUUAUAUAACUAAUUUAUCCCUUCAUUAUUAAAAUGACAGUCGUUCAUCAUAAAAUAAAAACAUAGCACCAUUUGGCAGGCUCACGUGGUGAAAAAUUAAUUUAUUCAAAAACAAGAAACACAAAAUAUCUGGGACCAACAAUGGUAUAAAGUAUUAAAUAUUGACGAAUGGACAGACAGAAGGA